GAAAUAAAUGAGCAUUUGUGUUCGAUUUUAGAUAUGUGGAAUAUUCUGACGAAGUCGAAAACAUAUCUAGAGAGAAAUAGAGGAGCUUGAGAUCUGAAUCGAUCAAUGGCGGCACCAGAUCUUUUGUUCUCGGUGAGAAACAACUUCUACCUCGGCGCAUACCAGUCCGCAAUCAACAGCAGCUCCAAUCUCCCCAAUCUCUCCCCCGAAGAAGCUGUCGAGCGAGAUUCUCUUGUUUACAGAUCUUACAUUGCUCAAUCCAGCUACCAACUUGUGAUCAGCGAGAUCGAUUCGUCUGCUGCUACGCCACUCCAGGCCGUUAAAUUGCUGGCAUUGUAUCUCUCUGAUCCUGGAAACAAGGAAACUACAAUCUCAAGCCUACAUGAGUGGCUGUCAGAUCCAGCAAUUGGAAAUAACCCCAUCCUUCGGACCAUUGCUGGGAUCAUAUAUAUGCAUGAGCAGGAUUAUAAUGAAGCUCUGAAACACACACAUGCUGGUGGAACAAUGGAGUUGCAUGCUUUAAAUGUUCAGAUAUUUCUUAAGAUGCACCGAUCAGAUUAUGCAGAGAAGCAACUGAGGAUUAUGCAACAGAUUGACGAGGACCAUACAUUAACCCAACUUGCAAAUGCAUGGAUAAAUCUGGCUGUGGGUGGCUCAAAGAUUCAAGAGGCAUAUCUCAUAUUUCAAGAUUUCUCAGAGAAGUACCAGAUGACUAGUUUGAUUCUGAAUGGGAAGGCUGUUUGCAGCAUGCACAUGGGAAAUUUUGAUGAAGCUGAAUCAUUAUUGCUCGAAGCACUAAACAAGGACACAAAGGAUCCAGAAACACUGGCUAAUAUGGUUGUGUGUUGUCUUCAUCUUGGGAAACCCUCUUCACGUUAUCUAAGCCAAUUGAAACUUUCACAUGCAGACCAUAUGCUCAUUAAACGUAUAUCUGCUGGUGAGGAAGCUUUUGAUAGAGCAGUUCAGACGUUUGCUUAACGUUGGGUGAGAGAUCUGACAAAUCAACUGGAACAGUACAUGAUUAAGAAAAGAAUAACAGAACCUUUUGCCUGCACCAUUGACUACUCUAGUUUGUACUUGAUGCUGAGUUAUUUUCCCCAAAUACUUGGAGGAAAAUUGCUUUGAAUUCAAGAACUUGUGUGGUAUACUGGAUUCACUGUCCUUGACCUACAUAAUGGCUCUUACAUUUUCAUUUGAACUA
Molecule: messenger RNA, 1201 nt
Organism: Daucus carota subsp. sativus
Lineage: Eukaryota; Viridiplantae; Streptophyta; Magnoliopsida; Apiales; Apiaceae
Product: coatomer subunit epsilon-1
Exons: 7
Coding region: 106-978 (290 amino acids)
Biological process (GO): retrograde vesicle-mediated transport, Golgi to endoplasmic reticulum; intra-Golgi vesicle-mediated transport; endoplasmic reticulum to Golgi vesicle-mediated transport
Cellular component (GO): COPI vesicle coat
Molecular function (GO): structural molecule activity; protein binding
Source: RefSeq, a predicted model, not a curated record